Molecule: messenger RNA, 2430 nt
Organism: Diospyros lotus (date-plum)
Lineage: Eukaryota; Viridiplantae; Streptophyta; Magnoliopsida; Ericales; Ebenaceae
Product: TOM1-like protein 9
Exons: 10
Coding region: 140-2092 (650 amino acids)
Biological process (GO): protein transport to vacuole involved in ubiquitin-dependent protein catabolic process via the multivesicular body sorting pathway
Molecular function (GO): phosphatidylinositol binding; ubiquitin binding
Source: RefSeq, a predicted model, not a curated record
AUCGGAGAGGGAAAGAGCUUUUUAAGGGUCUGAUCGUACCAAUGAUUCUUCGGAAUUCUUGGUGAUCUCGCCGGGAACGCUGCGAUCACCAGAUUCCGAUCAACUCCGAGAUUGCAAGGGCAGGGAUUCGACGGAAAGCAUGGUGAAUCUUAUGGUCGAACGGGCGACGAGCAACAUGCUUGUCGGACCUGAUUGGGCCAUGAAUGUUGAGAUCUGUAACACGUUGAAUCGCGAUCCUUUGCAAUCAAAGGAUGUUGUAAAGGGCAUUAAGAAACGCCUCAGAAGCAAGAAUCCAAAAGCUCAGCUUCUUUCCCUAAUACUAUUAGAGACCCUCAUAAAGAAUUGUGGGGACCUUAUCCACAUGCAAGUUGCAGAGAAAGAUUUGCCUCAUGAGAUGGUGAAAAUAGUGAAGAAGAAGCCCGAUUUUCGUGUCAAAGAGAUGAUCUUGAUUCUAAUUGAUACAUGGCAAGAAGCUUUUGGAGGACCAAGGGCAAGAUAUCCGCAAUUCUAUGCUGCAUACCAGGAAUUGUUGCGAGCCGGGGCAGUAUUCCCACAGAGAACUGACAGGUCUACCCCUAUCUUUGCCCUGCAAUCACAUCAUCUGGGAUCAUAUCCACAAAAUAUUCGAACUCCAGAACAUAGGCAAGAAGCUGCUGAGUCUUCUGCAGAAGAUGAGUUCCCAACGUUGAGCCUGACAGAAAUUCAGAAUGCACGUGAUAUUAUGGAUGUUCUUGCAGACAUGCUGAACGCAUUAGACCCAGCAAACAAAGAGGGGCUAAGGGAGGAUGUUAUUGCUGAGCUAGUGGAACAGUGCCGGGUGUACAAGCAGAGAGUGGUCCACCUUGUAAACUCGACUUUGGAUGAAUCACUGUUAUGUCAAGGACUGUCUCUGAAUGAUGAGUUGCAGUGUUUGCUAGCCAAGCACGAAGCCAUUGCUUCAGGAGCUUCUGUUCAAACAAAGAAACUGAAGCCUAAAUCUGUUGAGGCAUUGGCUGAUGUGGAUGUUCCUCUUAUUGAUACCGGGAAUAGCAAACAGUCUGACCAGGGUUCCACCUCUGAUACUGGUUCAGGGACACAACUACUACUCCCGGCUCCUGCCACUAAUGGUCCAGCAACAACUCCUACAAAAGUUGAUGCUAAAAUAGACCUCUUGAGUGGAGAUGACUUCAACUCCCCUUCGGCAAAGAAUACAAUAGCUAUUUCUCCUGCGGGAGGACACCAGCCAAUCAACCCUGUAGCUAAUCAGCAGAAUGCCCUUGCUCUUGUGGACAUGUUUUCUCAAAUUGACCAUAACCAACCAGUUUCUUUGGUUGGACGAACAUACACCUAUCAGCAGCAGCAGCAGCAGCAGCAUAAUUUUCAAUCUCCACUAACCUCUGUUCAUCCUGAUGGAAUUGGCCCAAACAUGAUUGUACCUCAAGAUGAGCAGUCCUUAUACACCCAAGGUGCUAAUUCCUGGAAUGGACAAAUAUCCUCCCAGCAACAGCCACCUUCACCAGUCUAUGGUGCUGAGAGCAGCAGUUCACUGCCGCCACCGCCCUGGGAAGCUCAGCCGACAGACGAUGAUCCACUGGAAGGCAGUCAGUAUCACCAGCCAACGAAGGUUGGUCAGGAGGUUGCCACAGAGUCCCAACCAAUGUUCAAUGGCCUUCAUCAAGGAUAUCGGCCUAUGGGAGGGGAUGAUCAAGUAGCAGGGAUGUAUAUCCAGCAAACCCCAAGUGGCCAUCUUCCAGCGUUCGGUGACCAGGCUGAUCACAACAAUCAGCUGGUAGGGCUCCAUCCUCAGGCAGCCUGCGAUGGCCAGUCAAUGGGGGUGUGUCCACAGCAAAUGCAAUCAGGACAGAUGCAUUUCAUGUAUCAACAGAUGUACAGCAGCCAAAUGGGAGGAUAUGGGUAUGGCUACGGCCAGCAACAAAAUGAUCAGUUCCUUGAGCUAGGAAUGUCCGGGCUUUCUGUUCGGAAUGAUCGUUCCUUGAAUUCUUAUCAGACGCCUGCUCUAUCCUAUGUGCCAUCCGGGAAGCCCUCAAGGCCAGAGGAUAAGCUGUUUGGAGACCUUGUUGCUAUCGCGAAAGUUAUGCCGACAAAAACUUGACACGGAAGAAUUUUAGCUGAUAAAUGCUGGUACUCUUGGCAGAGCUGGGAGAAUGAGAAAUAAUGACAGGAUUUAUAGUUUACCCUCAUAUCUUUUGUUUGCUAAUUUGUUUCAAUUUUCAUUAUUAUACAUGUUCUUGGCCUUUGGCCCUUAACCGGGUUACUUGUACAAGAGGAGAGAGGGGUUGGGAAAUUUUCAUUUUUUAUGUUAGAUUUAUAAAAGAUUUGGAAUUCUUCCAGUUGGAAGCCUGAUUGUGCUGCUGUUUCAAUUAGUGGGACUUGAAAAAGCCGUUGCCCUGAGUGCUCGAAUUGAAUAGUACUUCUAGCUUUUAUUUGGAA